Lutra lutra (Eurasian river otter) is the source of this 5860-nucleotide messenger RNA. It is a transcript of the gene ESPNL, whose product is annotated as espin like. The transcript is spliced from 2 exons. Lineage: Eukaryota; Metazoa; Chordata; Mammalia; Carnivora; Mustelidae. Gene Ontology annotation, molecular function: actin filament binding. The record is from RefSeq and is a predicted model, not a curated record. Bases 2218 to 3792 code for a protein of 524 amino acids. Gene Ontology annotation, biological process: actin filament bundle assembly. Gene Ontology annotation, cellular component: cytoplasm.
GGGGAUCCCUGUCUUCAGAGGCCAACGCUUACCAGGCUGGGGCUCCCUGUCCCUCCCUGGCCCACCCCCCACCCCUCCUCCCGUGAGGCCCUCCCCACCGAUGCCGGGCGGGAUCCCCUCCGGGCCCUGAGUGACCACCCCCAGUCUGCACAGGGAGAGGAGAUGGUGGCGGAAGACGCCCCGAACUGCCUGGUGGCGCGGCAGCUGGACAGGCUGCCCUCGGGCGACCUCGACGGCCUGGUGCCCACGCAGGACGAGCACGGCCGGCCCAUCCCCGAGUGGAAGCGGCAAGUGAUGGUGCGGAAGCUGCAGGCGCGCCUGGGCGAGGAUCCGGCGCUCCCGGUCCAGGUGGGGCCGGACAGGGCACUCCGGGGCGCGAGAGGGGCGGGGCCCUGCGGGAGAGGGGCGGGGCCCGGUGGGGCAGGGCAGGGUGGGGCUAGGUGGGAAUGGGGCGGAGUGGGGCCACUGGGUAGAGCGGAGGCUGGGCGGGGGGCUUUGUCCUGGCAAGUAGACGUGGAAGGUGGGGUACCUGGGCCCACACCUCGAGUCUGGACACCCGGGCACCCCAUCGCAUGCCCCUCUGUGGCCUCAGCUUCCUCCUCUGGGAGACCAUGAAGGGGAACCAGAUCUGGAAGCUGGGCGCCUCCUCACCCACCCCCUCCAUCCCCCCCCACCCACGUCAGAGGUGGUCUAUCCACAUGCUCUUUUGUCUUAACUAUUUUCAUCCCACCUCACCUCGUGCCAGGCCCCGUGCUAGGCAGUGAAGGGGACCGGCCCUGCCCUCCCAGCCCUUACAUUCUAUCAGGAAAGACAGGGGGACUUGGCAACUGCACUGGGUGUGUGCGGGCGGGCCAGGUGAUUCCAGGCGCCAGGGAGAGAAGCAGAGAGAGCAAAGGGGAGCAGGGAUUCCAUGUGGGUGCUGGGGGCAGCUUCUCUGGGGAGGGGACCCUGAGCAGGGGCCAGAAAGUAAUGAGAGAGGAACGCUGUGAGAAUCUGGGACAAGUGAUUCUAGUCAGAGAAAACAAGUUCAAAGGUCCUAAGGCAUGCAUAGGCUGGUACCUUAGAGCGGAGUGAAUGAGGUAUGAUGGGCAGAGAUGAGGUCAGAGAGGGAAGGACUGCUCACCAUCAGGUCCCUGGGGAGCUUUUGGGAAUCUGAAGCAGAGAAGCUAUGAUUUGACGUGGGUGGUUGCAGGCUCCCUCUAGUUGCUGCGGGAUGUAGAGGGAUAGGAUUUUGUCUGAAUGGUGAGUGUUCUACAGCCCUGGGUCCCAGCUGCCCUGUCCCACACAAUCAUGCCAGCCACCUGUGACCAUUUAAGUUAAUUAAAAUGAAACAAAAGUCAAACUCCUGCUCCUCAGUUACACAAGCCACAUUCUGUUUCUGUAGCCACGGGUGGCUGAUGGCUACGUGUCAUUCACCAUCCAGCGUUCUGGGCAGUGCUGGCCCCAGCUAGAGGGAAGUGGCAUCUCAGCCUGGCCAAAGGCUUUGUCCCUGUGCAGCAACACUCCAUGCCCUCGGUCUGCUGGGCCAAGGAAUCAGAACUUACUAGGGCAGAGCAAGGCCUCUGAGCGAGCAUGUGGAGGCUUGGGUCCCGCUGUGGUGAACUGGGGCCCCUCCCUCAGGGGGCUCUGAGCUAUAAUAAAUCAGGCUGGCACAGAGCCUCAGCCCAGAGGGAGCCCAGCGCAGGGUUCCUCUUUGUCUGUCCCAGAGUCCGUGGGCACGGGGGGGCAGGCCUGGAUCCUGGUGCCAGGCCAGCCACCAGGAGAACCCAGAGCAGAGUGGGAGAAGCCGCCCUGUUUUGUCUCAGCUACCCAAACACAGAAGGCUCUGGAGCUUGGUGGGAGGACCUGGGAGGGCCUGGGAGGGUCUGGGAGGGCUCUGAGGACAGAGACCCUCUGGGCUGAACAGUGAUGAGCUGAGAUUAGGAGAAUGUGGGGGUGACAGAACAGGGGCACUGUCUUCUGGGCCCCCACAGGGCAGAGUGGCUGCCCUGAGCCUCAGACACGGGACUGGUGCUGGCCAACCUCCUUGUUUAUGCUCUAAGUCCCAGUGAGGGCCCACUGGUGUGUAGGAGCCUGGGUCUCCCAGGGGGCACCUAGGUCCAGGCCAUUCUCCAGGGGCUUGUGUCUGGCCAGAACACGGCUUCUCCCAGCUGCGAUGCACCCUGGGCCUCGGCCCUGCUGACCCGGCCUCCCUGUGCCCAGGGUGACAGCGGGAGCAUGGGCCCCGCGGGGCAGGCGGCCUGGCGGUACUCACAGACCCACCAGGCUAUCCUGGGCCCCUUCGGGGAGCUGCUAACGGAGGACGACCUGGUGUACCUGGAGAAGCAGAUCGCAGACCUUCAGCUGCGCCGCCGCUGCCAGGAGUACGAGAGCGAGCUGGGUCGGCUGGCGGCCGAGCUGCAGGCCCUGCUGCCCGCGCCCCUGGUCCGCAUCACGGUCAACAGCCACUUCCUAACCCAGGGGCCUGCGCCAGAGGGGGAGGAGGCGCCCGUACCCGCGGCUGAGCCCCAGGGCCCCGCGGAGGCCGCGUCCCGGGAGCAGCCCCUGCCCUUGUGGUGCGGCCACAUCGCCCGGCUGGUGCGCAGCAUGUCCCUGCUGCUGAAGGGCAUGAACGGGCUGGUGCAGGGCGAGGAGAAGCCCGCGGUCCAGCCCCCACAGGAGGCCCGCGGGGAGGCCCCUGCCAGCGUCCCCGGGAGCGCGGCGCAGCGUGAGAUCCAGGAGUGCGGGGUGUCCGUGCGGACGCUUCGCGGCAAUUUCGAGUCCACCCCUGGCCCGCCCUGCGCCCCAGACCCCGGUCCCUGCGAGCCGGGGACCCGGCCCGGGCAGUGCGGGGGAGGCGUCGGGCCCACAGCCUUGCAGCCCCGCGCCGGAGGGGCCCCCGGGCCGAGCGAUGCGGAAGAAGCCAGCGACUCGGGCAUCAGCUGCGAGGAGGCCCCCUCGGAGGUGGGGGUGGCGCAGAGCCCGGACCUGGCCAACCUGCGCAAGGAGCGCAUCGUCAUGCUCUUCCUCAGCCACUGGAAGAAGUCGGCCUACACGCCGGCGCUCAAGACGGCCGCCUGCAGGACCCUGGAGGCCCGCCGGGGGGCGCCGCGGACGCAGGAGCCCGCCGGGGGCCCUGCGCCGCCCUCCCCGCCGCCCGGCGCGGGCCCCCGGCUCGGCCACCUGUGGCAGCAGCGAAGCAUCAUUGCCCACCUGCUGGGCACCUGGAAGGCCAUCCUGGCGCACGUGCCGGCCCGGCAGCUGCGGCGGCUGAGCCGGCGGCCCCGCGGGCCCCUGUCUCCGGAGCAGUUCCUGCCGCACGUGGGUGGGGCGCCCGUGCCCUACGGCAGCCUGACGCUGGACCUCUUCAUGCUGGGCUACUUCCAGCUGCUGGAGUGCGACCUGCCUGCCGAGGAGCGUAAAAUGCGCCACCUGCUCUGCUUCGAGGUCUUCGAGCACCUGGGCGCCCACGGCUGGGAGACUGCUCGGGCCUUCCAUAAGGCGGUGACUGACGAGGUGGCCGCCGGCCGCCGGGCCUGGACCGACGGCUUCGAGGACAUCAAAGCCCGCUUCUUCGGCUCCAGCCGGAGCCCCGCCUGGGACCCAGAGCCUGGCCGCAAGUCAGGCCUGACGCCCCUUGGGCCCCUGCCCCAUGCUGCCACCGCUAGCGGCAGCCCGGAGGCUGCAGCACAAGGGCUGGGUCCUGGCCACCAGCGGGGCAGCUUCAACAGUGAGGACAUCUGCGGCUACAUCGACCGGAGCUUCGCCUUCUGGAAGGAGAAAGAAGCGGAGAUGUUCAGCUUUGGAGAGUGAGACAGGCAGGCUGCCUGCUUUUGGGAAUGCAGUGUCUGGGGCUCAUCCUCGGCUGUGCGGCUCAGUUUCGGAAACCUCACCCAGAACCCCAUCAGCCCUGGAGUUAGAGGACUUGAUCUCCCAGCCCUGGACCCUCCACCCAGUUGCUCUGCAGGCACCUGGGCUGCUAGCCCGUUUCCCGUGGGCCCUCCUUCCAGUGCCCAAGUCACCUGCUGUCCCUCUCCUCUGUUCCUCCAGCACCGGUGGCCCCAGCCAAGGCUAGAGCCUCUGUCUUCCUCCUUCCGGUGACCCUAGGCCAUGCUCUUUCCCCUCCCCCGGCCUUUGUCCCCAUCAGUGAAAUGGGAGAGCUGUGGUCAGAGCUGCCUGUCAGGCCCUCCCAAAUUCUCUAGGUCAGAGAGCUGGCCCACACGGGGGUGUCUGCUGGCCAGAGAAGCCGGCCACUGUCAGACACGAGCUCUCUUGCUGUGCCCUGUUCCCACCCCAAGGACUGCAGAGGCUCUGGUCCCUGAAGGGAAGGCUCUGUGUGGGCCUCCUGUCCCGUCAUCCAGCUGACCAGCCCCACGGGCCACAGGGCUCAAAGCAGUGCCAGGGCCCCGCUGCAGGCUCAGGAGAGCAGGGACAUAAAGAAUUUUUCCCAGAGAAGCAGUGGUUGCAGGGGCUCCAAGCACAGGGCGCUGGACCCAUCCCCCUGCCCUGACUCAUGGCAGGGCGGAGACACCCGAGAGGAAAGGUAAGGAAAUAAAGGCCACAGACCCUUUCUGUGGCCCUGAAUGUCGUCCACACCCUUCUCCGAGGGGGACCAAGGGAAAGAGCUGGAUCUUCUCAGAGAGCUUCGCAGGUGCCUUGAGUGAACAGGGUGCUAGGAGCACUAGGGGCAAAGCCCUGUGUGGCUGGCCGUGGGAUGUGGCUUGUUUCCAGCUCCCAUGAUAGCCAAGAGGAUGGGUCCCCACCCAGGCCAUGAGUGCCAAGGAUGGCUGGCCCGAAAGCAGGGGGCUUCAGAGGAGAAGCAUGGCUCAGCUGUGCAGUAGCCCCAACAGGCGGUGCGUGGACAGGAGUUCUCAGGAUCUUCCUCUGGGAACCCCCUCCCGGCAGCCCCGCAUCCUCGGGACAGAAGCCUGCAGAGCUUGGAGGGUGGUGGGCAGGCUGCGGGAGGGGGCACAGAGCCCUUGUAGCCAGCCUGCCGGGACCCUCCGGAGGGGGUGAAGCUGGGGUUGCCUGUGCUGGGAAGGGAGGGCGCACUGGCUCGGGCUCCCCGCGGUCCUUUGACACCAGCGGCACCUGUUCCUGGCCAGCCUUCAAGACUGUGCUUGUUGCCCAUGUGCCUGCAGCAAGGGAAAGCCACCUGUGCCCCAGGGAGUCCCACACUGGGAGGGCACCGAGCCCCAGUCCUGAUCUGAGCUCCACCGCAGGCGGCGACAUCCUUAGCCCCACAGGGCCUCCCGUUCCUCAUCUGCAGAAUGGGGAGUGGUGCUGACCUUCCCACCCCUGGUGUCUGGAGGGGGUGUGCCAGUCCCCUGUGGGAGGGAGGGAUGGAGCAGGGGAAAGGAGUAUGGUGCCACCUCCAGGCUCUUGGUCCCCAGAUGGAACUGACGGAGCUAGACAGGGGGCUGGUCUGCAGGACACUGUCACUGCCUGGACCUGGGGGGAGGGGCAGGUCUGAGGGUGGGGCUGGGGGAGCUGGGGUGUCAGAAGGUGCCAGAUACUCUGAUGUCUCCCUCGCUCCUCCUGUGCCAUCUGCAGGACCUUGUUGUUCCAAGGGCUGGGCCACAGAAGAAGGGGUGUUGCGGGGGGUGGGCAGUAGACACAGACCUGGCCUCAGAGGUGGUCCAGCCCAGGGUGGUCAGGAGAGCACCAGACAGGGGGCCAGCACACCUGACUUGAGGGGCUGGUCUGUGAGCAUUCCCUGGGGCCUUGGGCAAGUCCCUCCCAGGCCUCAGGACUUUCUCAGCAGUGGGGCGAGACCAAGGCCAGCAGGGGGCGCCCCACAACCAUCCUGGGUUCCAGGAAGCCCUGGGGUGAGGCCGUGGCUCAGAUCCAGGUUUGAGGCUGGAGGUGGUGGGGGAGGGGG